UUUCCUAGUUGACUAGAAGGAUCACGAUGGACGAAUAUCCCAUCAUUGUAAAGGGAGACUGGGGGCCUGAACACGCUAAAAGUGUGAAAAAUAAACUUCAGAUUUACUUCCAGAGUAAGAAGAAAUCUCAAGGAGGAGACUGCGUCGUGAAAUAUGAUGACAAGUGCAACUCUGCUACGAUUCUGUUCAAAUCGUCUGACAUUCGAGAUGGCGUGCUCUCAAAGGCAGAACACAUUAUUACCAUUGACAAUCAGCAAAUCAAGUUGAAAGUGUACAAACCCAGCGAUGUAGAGGAACAGGCAGACAACAUUGCACAACAAGCAGAGCAGGCAUGUGGAUAUCAGGAACCAAAUCAAAGUGCCCCGCAAACUGAUGUGAAUGUAAAGAAGCCUCAAGAGUCAAGUGCUGUGGUCCUGGAGAACCUUUCAGAUGAUAUUAAACAAGAUGUUUUAAGUCUUUUGGUGGAGAACAUCAGCAGUCUUUCUGAAAAUUACUUUAGCAUAGAAUUAAUACCAGAAUUAAGAAAAGCAGUUGUGACCUUUAAAAAUCCCAGUGCUGCAGAAAAGUUUCUUGAGGACAGCAGGACACAUGACAAGUUCAAGAAGAAUAAUCUGAGGGCCCGUGCACUGGAGAGAAGCACAAGUGUGCGAGUGGAGAAUCUUCCAGCUGAGGCCAACAACAACAAGAUGCUGCUGGAACUGUAUUUUGAGAAAUGGGGCGGUCCAGUAGUGGAAGUUAUCACAAUUCCAUCAGAACAAGCAGCCAUUAUUAUCUUUAAGGAGGAAGAAGCCAAAGAGAGAGUUUUGAAGCAAGAGAAUAAUAUCUGUGAAGUUCCAGUCAAGAUAUAUCCCUACUUCAAAUCACUUGAUACUGUCUUAUAUGGUGGCAAAAGACCACAUUUGAAGCUGCCUGAACCAGUUACAGUCAGUGUACAUCCUGCCAUCAGGGAAUUCAUCCUCAAGAAAGGGCAGAUUUCCUCUAUUAAAGACCAGAUGAGCUCACACUCCUGCCAAAUAAACAUGGACAAACCUGAAGUUUUGCUCAGUCCUGAUCCAGCAUUACUGAAACAGAAAGGGGUUACCAGAAGACACAUUGAUGGCUGGAAUAAGAAUGCAAUUGAUGCCUUCAAGAAAAUCAUCUCAAACUACACAACAUCUGAGUGGCCGGUGUCCCACGCCUUGUGGACUAAAGUGGAGAGCAGUGUUAAGGAAGUAGUGAAAGAUCAGGUUUUUACAGAUUUGGAUGCCUCUAAAGGGGUGCUGACACUGGCGGGAAUGACCCAUGAGAUAACUGGACUGAAGCCCAUCAUGGAGAAAAUUUUAGAGAGCGCAACAAAUCAAAUAGAGAGAGAAAAGAAGAGUGUGACUGAAUAUUUGGAGAUUUCUCCUGCUGUGUACACUCUGCUUGAACGAGAUGACCUGAAAAGUGCUACAGCUGUUUCUCCACACCUGCACAUUCACUACAACAAACAAAUGAACAGAUUAGAUUUAUCAGGUCUUCAUACAGAAAUUCUCAUGUUCAAGAAUUGGGCCCUUGAGAAGAAAAUAAAUAUGAAACAGAAGCCCUUGCAGAUUGACCAUUCAAUCCUGGAGUUCCUGAGAUCAGUGGAUUGUGAUGAAAUGUCCACAGAUCUCUUCAUUUCUCAUGGAAUAACUGCUGUCUACACAAUCGAAAAUGGAGAUGUUGUUGUGAUUGGAAGCACAGAAAAAGCACUUGCUGAGGCAGAGAAGAGGGUGAAUGCAGUUCUUACAACCAAAGACCUCACUGUAGAAGAUCAGGGUGUCCUUCAAUUGCCAGAGUGGCAUGAUCUCAAAAAACAAUUGCAAGAAUUGUUCAGUACUUCCAAAAAGACAUCUGUGAUUAUACAUUUAUCUAAACAGAGAGACAAAGUAAUGGUGACUGGAUUCAGAGAACCAGUGAUGGAGGUCAGUCAGGACUUAGGAUGUUUCAUUGAGAAACACACUAGAAUUGAAGAAACUGUUCGUGUCAAAUCACAUGCCACGGUUGAAUUCAUAAAAGACAGAAAAUUACAAGACUGGCAGCAAUUUAUUAAGUCUGAUGAGGUGAAAGUGAGUUUUGAUCCAAAGAGACCCUGGAUCAAACUGUCUGGAGAGCGUACAUUUGUCCAUCCAGUUUUGACCUUCUUUAAUAGUUUGGCAGAUGGUCUCUACACAGACACACUGAUCAUUAAGAAGGCAGGAGCAAAGAAGUACUUCAUGGAGCAAGGUAAAAUGAUGUUCUCAGUGCUGUUAAAGGAAAAAAGAUUUGUUGUGGUUCUUCAGGAAGAUGACAUACUGGAAGAGGAGGAAGAUCAAUUUGCUGUAGGCAGUUUUGGAGAUAUUGGCCAGGUCUCUUGUGAGGUUAAAAUGCCAGGUGGAGUAACAGUUACUGUCAGGAAGGCAGACAUUUGCAAGCUCCAUGAUGAUGCUGUGGUCAAUGCUGCUAAUGAAGAUCUGAAGCACAUCGGUGGUUUAGCUUUAGCACUUCUCCAAGCUUCUGGACCAAGUCUGCAGCAAAACUGUGACUUGCACACAAAAGCAAAUGGACCUCUGAAGACUGGAGAUGCAAUCAUCACUGCUGCUGGUCGUCUUCCCUGUAAAUAUGUAGUGCACGCUGUUGGACCUCGCUUCAGUGAUUCAGACAGACAUACCACUAUUCAACACCUGAGACGUGCUGUGAGGGAAAGUCUGAAUCAGGCGUCAAGCAGAAACUGCUCCUCCAUUGCAAUUCCAGUUAUUAGCUCAGGGAUAUUUGGUUGUCCUCUUGAUCUUUGCACUGAAUCAGUUGCCAAGGAGGUGUGUGAGUACAUCGAAUAUCAUAGCCACAGAGGCUCAAAUAGCACAUUAACUGAAAUUCACUUGGUUGACAAUAAUGGUAACACUGUGAAUGCUAUGACUAAGGCUGUCAGAAAGGAGUUUGCGGCUUAUAACCCCAAAAUGACUUUCCCUCAUCAACCCAAACCCCAUGGGCAUAGUAACUAUGGACAAGGCUAUCGUGAAAAUAGUCAAGGAAACUAUGGCCAAAUAAACCAAGAGUUUGAAGUUGCCAAACGCCGUGGUAAUAGAGGUUUUGAAGAUGAAGCACACUGGAGAAGAGAAACCUCAAGCUAUGGUGACAGAUUAGAUAAAUCUGAAGGGUUACGUGUUCUUGAGACCAAAACUACACAAUGUGGAUUAAAAAUCAUUCUGAGUAAAGGGAACAUCCAGGAUGCACAUGCUGAUGUCAUUGUAAACACUGUAUCAGAGGACUUGGACCUCAGUAAAGGUGCCGUCUCCAAAGCACUCCUUCAGACUGCUGGUUAUCAGCUCCAGUCAGAAAUCACCAGAGCUGCUCGCUCAAACAGUGUGACGUAUGGUGAUAUGGUCAUCACAGAUGGUUAUAAACUGAAAUGUUUCAAAGUCUUUCAUGUAGUUUGCCCAUUUUGGAAUGGUGGACAAGACUCAGCAGAAAUGGUACUCAUUCGGGUGAUUAGAGAUUGCCUGAGAACAGCAGAAACACAGGGAAUUGCUUCAAUCUCCUUCCCAGCUAUCGGGACGGGGAAUCUUGGCUUUCCUAAAGAUCUGGUGACCAGAAUCAUGCUGACAGAAGUCCAGAAAUUUAAUUUCACAAACCUUCAAGAGGUAACUGUGAUUGUUCACCCUUCUGACAAGGAGAGUAUAGAGUGCUUUACCAGCGUUUUUAGACAUGGGAUUCAGGGUCCCGUCACAAAAGGAGCACAUCGACAUGUCAUGCCUAAAAUGAAUCUUUUUGCCAAAUCAGCUCAGACCUCUGAGGUCAUUGGCAAAGUCUCCUCUCCCUCUCUCGGGGUGCACACUAUGCAGCUGGGUCAAGUGAUUCUGGAGGUUUCAUCAGGAGACAUAACUAAAGAAAAAACUGAUGCCAUCGUCAACUCCUCAAAUCAGACAUUUUCUCUGAAAGCAGGAGUAUCCAAGGCCAUUUUAGAUGCUGCUGGAGUACAAGUGGAACAAGAAUGUUCACAGAUUGUGGCAUCAAAUAUACAGCAAACAGAGAUUGUGACCUCAGCCGGGCGGCUUCCAUGUGGAAACAUCAUCCAUGUUAUUGGACGCAAUAGUCCAUCUGACAUUAAGGGUGUUGUUUUGUCUGUUCUGAAGUUAUGUGAGUCACGCCAGAUUACUUCUGUUGCCUUCCCAGCUCUUGGCACUGGUCAGGGAGGUGCAAAUCCAGCUGAUGUUGCAGAUGCAAUGGUUGAUUCAGUGGUCGAUUUUGUAAAGAAAAAGAAACCGGCACAUGUAAGGCUUGUGAAGUUUCUUAUAUUCCAGACAAACAUGGUGGCAGACUUUCACCAAAGCAUGGUCAGAAGAUCUGGUGAGAAAGUAGAGGAGGAUAAAGGUCUGCUUACCAAUAUUAAAGACUUCUUCUGGUCAGGAAGUUCAGACUCUCCUGCAAAUGAAGAGCUUGUGAUGGGUGAAGAAAUUGAGCCAGCUGUGUUUCAACUGUGUGGAGAGACACCAGAGGACAUGAGUGAAGCCAAGGACAUGAUCAACAGCAUGAUAUUACGGGAGCAUGUGACCAUCCCAAUCCAUGAUCCAGCCAUUGCUCAUUUCACCAGGGAGGAUGUAGAAACGCUGAAUGCCAUGCAGAGAGAGCUCACAGUCAGUGUCCGGCUUGAGAAGAAAGGCCAAGACUCUGUAAUCACACUGGAGGGCCUGACAAGAGAUGUUCAUACUGCAGACAGUCGUAUUCGGGACAUGAUCAGAAAGGUGGAAAGGAAUGAAAAUCGAAGGCGUGAGGCUUUUUUCAUUAGCAGUGUGGUUAAGUGGCAAUAUCAGGAGAAUGGACGCAGCCUCAAAAACUUUGAUAUGUUGACCAAUUAUGACUUGGAACAGGCCUUUCAGAACAAACAGCCUUCAGUGAGAAUCAAGAUUAAUAAUGAUGAAUAUGAGGCUCAUUUAGAUCGCAAAGUGGCCAUAAGAGGGAAACUGAGGAUUGAACUGAACAGAGUAGAUCUGGAAGAUGCAGCUCAAAGCCCUUUGCCUUCACACUGGACGGACAUGAAAGGACAGUCAGUUGUUCUUGUAAAACUCAGAGCAGGCUCAACUGAAUAUGCAGAAGUGGAGAAGGAGUUCACAAGCACUGGACUAUCCAGUAACAGCAUCAUUACAAUUGAAAGAGUCCAGAACAGUGCACUUUGGAGAAAUUAUAUGAUCAAAAAGGAGGAACUGGAGGACAAAAACAAGCACAAAAACAAUGAAAAGCAUCUCUUCCAUGGCACUGGCCCUGAUAAGACAGAUCAGAUCAACAAUCACGGCUUCAAUCGCAGCUUCGCUGGCGUGCAUGGAGCAAUGUAUGGGAAUGGAACAUAUUUUGCCGUGGACCCCAAUUACUCAGCCCAAGGCUACUCUGCACCUGAUGUCAACAGACAUAAACGCAUGUACCUUGCCAGGGUGCUUGUUGGCGAUUUCACUCAAGGAAAAAGAGGCCUUCCUGUUCCCCCUGCAAAGAGGUCUAAUAGUGCUGAUCUCUAUAACAGUGUGGCUGACAACAUGAGCAACCCAACCAUGUUUGUGAUCUUCAACGAUGUACAGGCUUAUCCAGAAUACCUAAUCACCUUCCAGUAAUGAUUAUGAAAUCUCAAUUUCUGUCAGCUAGUGUUUUUGUUGCUGUUUUGAUUAAAUUGAACACACUGGCAUAUAAUCUAUCAAAUAUUUUCUAGCAGGAAUUACAUUGUUACAUUUAAUAACAUUAGUUACAAUAAUCUUUACUUUGGCAUAGAUGGAUAGAUGUUUAGACUGAAAUACCAUUUAGCGAAGAGAACAUUCUCUGAAACAUACUUUGAUCAUUUCAAAUAAAUCAAAUUGUAUGCAACUGUUUACAUCUUUGUAUGAUGUUGCCGUUAACUGCUAGAUAAUUUUUUGAGGUCUUCUGUUUAUGUGAAGAAUAUUUAAUAAAUAAACU
Messenger RNA from Sinocyclocheilus anshuiensis, 5916 nucleotides. RefSeq names its product poly [ADP-ribose] polymerase 14-like. Gene Ontology annotation, cellular component: cytoplasm; nucleus. Bases 27 to 5579 code for a protein of 1850 amino acids. The transcript is spliced from 17 exons. Gene Ontology annotation, biological process: negative regulation of gene expression; protein poly-ADP-ribosylation. Gene Ontology annotation, molecular function: NAD+ poly-ADP-ribosyltransferase activity; transcription corepressor activity. The record is from RefSeq and is a predicted model, not a curated record. NCBI's taxonomy places the organism in Eukaryota, Metazoa, Chordata, Actinopteri, Cypriniformes, Cyprinidae.